UCGCUGAAUUUCAGCAUCACCAAAUGGCUAUUCUUGCAGAACAACAUGAAAAUAUAGAUAAUAUCCAUGAAGCCGACCAUUACAAUGAGGCUGAACAUCGCAGCAGAUAGUUCUCCUAGUUCUCCUGAUUCUUCUCAACCACUGCCCUUAAACACGAUCCAGCCACGUUAAACAGCGGGACAGCGGUUGAACGCCACCUAUAAUUGGAAACCUUCACUCUUGAUUUGGAAUCAAAAUCCAGUAUGGCGCCAGAAUAUUCAAGUUCGCAGCGCCUAAUACAAAGCACUCAGGGGUUUUCGGAUCAACCCAACAAUAAUCUUCGCCCAGCGGUCCAAAAUUUUUCAGAAGAGAGAGAACAACAACGUAAUAAUAUUUUACAUUUUGAAUAUAAUCCCGGUCGUCCGCUUGGUCAACCUCCACAACGUGAUUCUGCCUUAGCCUACAAUAAUCUUCAACCUAAUAGUGCUCCAUAUGCUUAUCUGAAUGGCCAUGAUAAUAUACCACAAAAUUUCCAACAGGACCGCGAUCGUUAUGAAGUUCAUAACUCUCUAAUAAGACACGAACAUACUCCUUUAGGCUUUGGAAAUCCAAGAAUCUAA
Molecule: messenger RNA, 599 nt
Organism: Belonocnema kinseyi
Lineage: Eukaryota; Metazoa; Arthropoda; Insecta; Hymenoptera; Cynipidae
Exons: 3
Coding region: 243-599 (118 amino acids)
Source: RefSeq, a predicted model, not a curated record